Messenger RNA from Bufo gargarizans (Asiatic toad), 4145 nucleotides. RefSeq names its product probable ATP-dependent RNA helicase DHX58. Gene Ontology annotation, molecular function: hydrolase activity; double-stranded RNA binding; ATP binding. The coding region runs from base 140 to 2182 and encodes 680 amino acids. NCBI's taxonomy places the organism in Eukaryota, Metazoa, Chordata, Amphibia, Anura, Bufonidae. Gene Ontology annotation, biological process: positive regulation of interferon-beta production; response to virus; innate immune response. The record is from RefSeq and is a predicted model, not a curated record. Gene Ontology annotation, cellular component: cytoplasm. The transcript is spliced from 13 exons.
CCACUCUGCUUGCCUUUUCAUUUAGUAAGAAGGAAACUAAACCAGGCUCCUGGUAUAUAAGUGGGGUCAGAGGCAGGGAGAUCAGAAGACUUCUGGAACAGUCACAGAGACUACUUACUGUGACGGGGACCAAUUAAAGAUGGACCUGCGAGACUACCAGUGGGAAGUCAUUGGCCCAGCCCUGGAAGGCAAAAACACCAUAAUCUGGCUUCCAACAGGGACCGGUAAAACCAGGGCAGCGGUGUACGUGGCAAUGCGUCAUCUAGAGAUAAAGCGUAAUGCCAAAGUUGCCAUGAUUGUAAACAAGGUACAUCUGGUCCAUCAGCACUACAGCAAGGAGUUUCAGCCAUAUCUCGAAGACAGGUUCAAAAUUAUUCCCAUAAGUGGAGAAUCAGAGACAAGGAGCUUUUUUGCAAAUUUUACGAAAAAAUCUGACAUAGUUAUUUGCACUGCGCAAAUCCUGCACAAUGCACUCAAGAGUGACAGUGAAGAAAUGCAUGUGGAGUUGACAGAUUUUAGUCUAAUAAUCAUAGACGAGUGCCACCAUACCCAAAAAGAUGCCGUUUAUAACCUGCUGAUGGAGGUAUACCUUGAGAAAAAGUUCACUGGACACAGGAAUCUUCCACAAAUUUUGGGACUGACAGCUUCCCCAGGGACAGGUGGAGCUAGCACCUUUGAAAAUGCCGUAGACCACAUUUUAAAGAUUUGUGCAAAUCUUGACACAUGGAAGAUAAUGUCACCCCAGACUUCCAUCGAGGACCUUGAAGCCAAGGCUAAGCAGCCUGUUAAACAAUAUGACUUGGUCCCAGAAAGGGACGAGGAUCCUUUUGGAGAUAAGCUGAAGGAGCUCAUGGCCACCAUACAUGAGUAUCUUGGUGAAUUUGAAUUCACCAGAGAUUUUGGCACCCAAAUGUAUGAACAGAGAAUAGUUGAGAUGGAGAAAAAUGGGGCAGAGUCUGCCGACAGGAUAAGAAGAACUUGUGCAAUUCACCUCCGCAAAUACAAUGAUGCCCUCUUACUCCAUGAUACAGUAAGGAUGAAGGAUGCUUAUGACUUCCUGGAGGAAUUCUACAUAUUUGAGAAAUUUGUAAAAGAUUCCAGAGAUGAAACAGACGUCUUCCUCUACAGUUUAUUCAAUGACAACACUAAUGAACUUUUAGAAUUGAGUAGAAACAUGAAAUAUGAAAACCCUAAGUUGACGAGGCUGGAAGAGAUUCUGAAGGAACAUUUCCAGGACUCCUCCAAUUCCCAAGGGAUUAUUUUCACCCGCACACGACAAAAUACCCACUCUCUGCUUGGAUGGAUCAACAGCAAUGAUUCUCUUAAGAGUUUCAACAUCAAGGCUGAAGUCUUGACAGGAGCAGGUUUCAGCAAUCAAAGCAAACACAUGACACAGAAUGAGCAGAAGGAAGUAAUUGAAAAGUUUCGUCGAGGCCUCCUGAAUCUGCUUAUCUCAACCAGUGUUGCUGAGGAGGGAUUAGACAUCCCACAAUGCAACAUCGUUGUUCGGUAUGGUCUGAUGACCAAUGAGAUAUCCAUGAUGCAGGCCAGAGGCAGAGCCAGGGCUGAUGACAGCUGUUACUCUUUUUUGGCUAAAUCUGGAGGUAGAGAGAGUCGAAGAGAAAUGACCAAUGAGUGUUUGGAGGACCUGAUGAAACGAGCCAUAAAAUAUGUGCAAGAUAUGCCUGAAAGAGAAUAUGAGGAUAAGAUUAAAGAUCUGCAGAGGGACUCGCUCACUGAGCGUUUGGUGAAAAAAAACAAAGAAGAGAGCAAAAAGAAGUUCUUGCCCUCGGAGGUCCGUUUGGAUUGUCGGAACUGCUCUGCUGCUGUUGCCUAUGGGAAUGAUUUGCGUGUGGUAGAAGAGUCUCACCAUGUAAAUAUUAACCCAACCUUUAAGGUGUACUAUGAAGAAUAUACAGGACCUGUUGUCCUUGGAAAAAAGAUGAUGGAUUGGGUUCCUGGAAGUGCAAUCAGAUGCCGCUUUUGUAAGGCACAUUGGGGAUUGAUAAUGAUCUAUAGAGGAUUGACAACUCUUCCCAUUAUAAGCAUCAAGAACUUUGUGAUAAAAACUCCUGAAAGCUACAAAACAUGCAAAAAAUGGAAAGAUGUGCCAUUCCCUUUGGAGAGAUUUAAGUACAAUGAGUACUUUGAAGAACACCAAUCAGAUACAGAGGAUGACUAAUCAAUUUUAUUUCUGAAAUGGACAAUUUGCUGCUCAGAACACCCCGACACUGGAGAUGAUGACACUAAAAUAAGUUUUCCAUCAUUCCAUAACUUUAGAUUACAGUGCUCUUUCUAUGAUCCUAAAGCUUUGAAGGCAUGAAUUUGGCAAUUGUAGUCCUUCAAUUUUUCCCUCCUAAAAUACUUCUUGGCUGAAAUGCUUUACUUGAAAAAUAAUGGCUGAAAAACCAUGUACAGUAUGUUGGGUACCACUGAAUUGUCUUAACAUCGCAAUGUCUUAUCGUAAUAUUCAUGGGUUAUCAUCAAAUCUUAGGAACAUCUACUUGAAGAUUCUUGUAAUUGAUAACCAAAAAGAACUGAAUGGAUUUUCUUCCGCAGGCAAGGGACCAAAGAAACAUGUCUGUGAAGAUUCUCAUUCAUGCAGGGCAUGGUUGUAUUUUGUCUUGAAGACAUUUCACUAGUUAUCCAACUGGCUUUCUCAAUUAGAAUGACUUGUACAAGGAAUCUCCGGCAUUAAAUAAUGCUGAGUCACGCUUCAGGCAGCAUAAUCAGUUUAUCAUAAUCAACACGAGGUCCUCAAGGACCAAAAGAAACCUCCAUUCAUGUACCAAUCUGGAAGGAAAUAUGGCAGACAAUGCUUGGCCUGAAGAAGGUCUCUUGCUCAAAAUGUAUUAGCUCUGGGCAUCUAAAAAAUAUUGAAUUUAUAACUGAACAUUGAAAGAUAAGAACCAUAGACAACCAUUGCAGGCUUUCACUUUUCCAGAAUUUUCUCCAGAACUAUCUAAUCCUGGUGUGUAUUGUGAGCAGGCAAAGAAAAACCCCUGUGCUCAUGAGAGCUCCUGCUUUGUCUCAGAGGUCAUGUCCGAUUGUAUUUAAACCACCGUCAGUACUGUAGGUUACGGGUGUUGUAGUAGAUGGAGGGAUUUAUUCAACAGACUCCUCUUCUUCGUGUUUUCUACUUUUAUCAAUGCACUUUAUGUCACUGCUGACAUUGCUCUUUUGGUCUGGCUGGCAUUAAUGCCAUGCUAAAUGUGAAGAUCAGAGUGCUCAGUGGAGCAAUAGUCAUUAUGGGGGUCAUUUAUGACCAGGUAUAUGCCACUUUUGUGGCGUAUAUCUGGCGCAGAUUCUGUCGCACUCCAUGGUGCGGCAGAAUCUGCAACGUAUUCCCCGCUCACACCAGGUCUAAAAAAGCGGGCGUGGCGGGGAUGGGACGGGAGGCCCGUCUUAUUCAUCAUUUUCUAUGCCUGGUUUAGGCAUAGAAAAUGGUCUCAAUGUAAGCCAGCAAGGAAGCUAUCUUACAUUUAGAAGCAGUGGUGGAUACGCCAAAGUUAUGUAAAGGCCGGCGCCUCUACAUAACUUUGACGAUCCACCGCCAGCUAUAGGGAUUAUUAAGACUGGCCUCUAAAACACUGGUCCCCUAUAUUUCUGGACAUGUCUUCCUUUUACAUUACUUAUCAGCAGUAAUGCCUUCAGUAGCAUGGCGCAAAUGUACUUAAAAUAAUCAUUUGAGCUUAUUUCUAUUUGUGAAUGUUACAGAUUCAACACACUUUAUGUCAUUUAGUUUAUUCCUUUUGCAGUACCUAUGUUAUUUUUUUUUCGUAUCCUUCUUGUUCAGAACAUAGAGAAAGCUGCUUGAUAAUGAACUGUGGCGGUACUGCUUAAUAAUAUUCAUUACUAGCCAUUUUAACUAGGAAAUACAUCAUCUGAAUUUCCACCAUGUAAGGCUACAUUUCUGGGUCUAUGUCUAGCUGCCUGCAGCUUCCUCCUGCCGGCUCCAAUAUGAAAGGGUUUUAACAGAACCGUAUAAAAGACUUUCAUGUGUGUCCGCCAUCCAGCAACGAAAUCUGUACAAACCUCCCAAGCCAGAACCUUUCUCCCCGGUGUUCUCUUGCUCCUGAACAGGUCACAGUCUUUUGUAUUUCUUGUUGUAUAUAUUGUACUUUAAUUAAAGAUUUCUAACAGAA